Molecule: messenger RNA, 3313 nt
Organism: Dichomitus squalens LYAD-421 SS1
Lineage: Eukaryota; Fungi; Basidiomycota; Agaricomycetes; Polyporales; Polyporaceae
Product: Clavaminate synthase-like protein
Exons: 12
Coding region: 31-2997 (988 amino acids)
Biological process (GO): regulation of transcription by RNA polymerase II
Cellular component (GO): chromatin; histone deacetylase complex
Molecular function (GO): histone H3K9 demethylase activity; chromatin DNA binding; transcription coregulator activity
Source: RefSeq, a predicted model, not a curated record
AGGCGACGCUCUACGUGCCUCGACAUCGCCAUGAACUCGAUGCACGACCCCCACGUCCACAACAAGCGCACCUCCAUCAACGAGCUCCUCAACCCCGUAUCCGCGACGUCCUCCUCCCUCGGCCAGCCCUACGGCCGCCAGCAGCUCCCUAGUCUCUCUGCGGCACUACAGUACUCCCAACACCAUCAUCUUCCGCCGCCUUCCCAGUACUCCCAACACCCCCCUCCCCAGUUAAACCCUGGGCCGCAAUUCAGCCUGCGCGCCGCCAACUGGGAGUCCUCCAAAGAUGAACUUGGCCCUGCUGGCCGAUCUGAGUCUGAUGUCGCACCCUGUCGCUACUCUUCUUCGUCAUCUGCCCCAUCGCAUCCCAUGUAUGCAGACACUUAUCCGAGACACGCCAGGCCGGUCGAGGACACGCCUCAUUACAGCAUGGAGGCGACCCAAUCGUGGCCUUCUUCUCACGAAACGCCUAGCGCGUCUUAUGGGGCACCGAUGAUGUCGCAGGUCUACUCAGAUGAGCGGGCAGCGGCGUCAGGAGAAGACAUGUCCAGAGGGGCACCAUACCCCCCACCGCAAGCGCCUCCGCAAUCGCACCCGCAAUAUGAGCAAGAGAUGCCCCCUCCGCCGCAUCCACAGCCGCACCCGCACGCGUCUUACAUCACCAACGCGUAUCUCUCCUACUACACACACGCGCCUCCAACACCACGCGGUGGCCCUCCAUCCAUGGCAGUACACCCGCAGAAUCACGGGCCCACGUCGCCGCAGGCUUAUUACCCUGCGCCGGUAAACAUGGCGUUUGCCGCCAUUCCCAUCGCUGCGCCGCCGCCAGCAAUGCUCCAGCAACAUCCAAAGAGGGCUCCAGAACCGUUGGAGGAGGAGCAGGUUGGACCGAGAGCCAAAAAGGCUAAGGCGACAAAAUCCAAGGCACCUGAGUCGUCUGUAUCAUCCCGCCGAGCGUACAACCAGAAGAAACGCAAUGAGGCAGCCCAAGGCUCUGCUCAAAAUGCUCCAGUGAUGCUGUAUGCUCACGCAUCUGACGGUGCAGGCAAAGAGAAAGCAUCCGGUUCCAACGCUCCAUCCUACGGCGCCAUGCGGAUUGUAGCGGAGGAUGCCAACAGCAACCCCGACACGGCUGGUCCUCUGCAGCCCGAGCUUCAGUUCGCCCGUUGCAUGUCCAACCGUUACCGCUCGGAAGAAUUCCCCCGUUGCGUGUCGUGUACGCGACGAUGGGCUGGGGAUACCUGCAGGUUCCAGGGUAUCCGGUUCUUCCUCAAGAAUCAGAACAGGGAUAUCGUAGGCAUCAGCUUCGUGGAGAGUCAGAAACCUGACGCCCCGACGAUGAACUUCCCGAACAAGUGGAACAUCAACCUCGAGAUGGAUCACAUAUAUCGCGUCAAGCGAACGGUCGCGGUUGCGCUUUUGCCUAUCCUGAAACAGGAGAUGCAGCACCUCAGCUUGCCCGAAAUUAUUCGUCGGCCGCGCGAGAGCGAAGUACGUGCAACGUGCGACACUUGUAUGACGUCCAUCUUCUCCAGUAGUUGGAUGUGCCGUCUCUGUGGGCGCGAGGCUUGCGCGGAGUGCUUCGAGCAGGUCAAGGAGCUAACCACCGAUAGAAUCGGCGCGCCAGAGGCCGAAAUUGCGGCGCUCCAGGCUCGCCGGGAGAAGCACGCGCACGUUAACCCCUUCUUCCUCUCGUGCACGCGUAGAAACGAGCACCAGGCCAAAGAUUUCUCACCUAUGUCGCGCUUCUGCAAGACGGAACUGACUCAAGCUAUCGAAGAGAUGGAGGCGCUGGUCAAGCGCCCUCCGGCAGCCGACCAGGAGUCGAGCGAUGAAUCGCAGUUCAGGAUGGUCAAGUCGCCCCCCAAGACUCCCAGGGACGUCUGGGGCAACGCGAGCCCGAGCUCCUCGUCGUCUUCGGCGGUGGGCGACGUCGUGAAAGUGACGGAAUCGUCGUCGUUCGUCAGCGCUUCGGCAUCGUCGGCAUCCUCUGCGUCGAGCGGCUCGAGCAUCCCUUCGCACGAAACGAUAACGUUCGCAGACGCCGAGCUCACAGACGAGAAGUUCCGCCGUGCAUGGGAAAAGGGCCUGCCCCUGGUCGUCAACGGACUCCUCUCGAAGUUCCACCUGCAGUGGACGCCGGAGUACUUCAGCAGCAAGUACGGCACGCAGAGCUGCUUGAUCCUGGAGUGCCAGACGGAGCAGAACAAGCGGGUCACCGUCGCCGAAUUCUUCUCCCUCUUUGGCAAGUACGAGGGCCGGCGGGAUUGCUGGAAGCUCAAGGACUGGCCGCCGUCGACUGAUUUCAAGACAGCGUUCCCGGAGCUCUUUGACGACUUCAGCCGUGCGACGCCGGUUCCUAACUAUGUCCGUCGCGAUGGCGUCUUGAACAUCGCGUCGCACUUCCCAAGCAACGCGAUUGCGCCCGACCUCGGCCCAAAGAUGUACAACGCAAUGGCUUCCUUCGAGUCUCAGGGCAGUAAGGGAUCGACUAGGCUGCAUAUGGACAUGGCGGACGCGAUCAACAUCAUGGCCUACGCCUCACCCACGCCGGACGGUCGUCCCGGAUGUGCGGCGUGGGACAUCUUCAGGGCGGAAGACACGCCUAAACUGCGCAAGUUCUUGCGGAAGAAGUUUAAGGGCCAGUAUCAGCAUGACCCCAUCCACUCGCAGCAAUUCUACCUCGACUCCACGCUCAGGCAGGAACUGUACAAGGACUACGGCGUCCACAGCCACCGCAUCUACCAGCGGCCUGGGGAGGCGGUCCUCGUCCCUGCCGGGUGCGCCCAUCAGGUGUGCAACCUCGCGGACUGCAUCAAGGUCGCGUGCGACUUCGUGAGCCCGGAGAACAUCGCGCGGUGCGAGAUCCUCACGCGGGAGUUCCGCGAGCAGAACCAGUCGAUGGCGUGGAAGGAGGACGUGCUCCAGCUGCGCACGAUGAUGUGGUUCGCCUGGCUCUCGUGCGCGCGCCAGGAAAAGGAGAUGCUGGAGGGGUAAGGUCGCCUCGAAGGGCCGCUGGUCGUCGCCGAUGAAGGACGCUUUGUUCGUUGUCGCCGGAACGUUGUGUUUCCUAUUUCUCUUCACAGCUAUCGCCGCCCAAUUCCCCCACUUUCCCCACUCUCAUCUCGAUCGCCGCCACAUGUCGUCGUCCCCCAGCCUAUCCUCGUCGCCGUCCCAUUCUAUAUGUACUAUAUCCUCUCACGCGAAUCGUCUCCUUGUUUACGUGCUUCCACCGUGCUUUGUAGUGUCCGUCUGAUCUGCUGCGCGUCGUCACCUCUUCUCCUUCUCUGUCCUAUCCACGAGUCGCUGUUCC